AUGAGUUACCCACCUGCCCCACCGCCGUACAAUCCGAGCGCUCCUCCACCGCAAGGCGGCGGAGUUGGCUUCGAGCAGUAUCAACAGGGAACCCCGUAUCCCGCUCCACCACCGUAUUCAAACCCGUACCCAGCACCGUACCCGCAGCAUGGUCAUCACCAACAACAGCACGGACAUUAUCCCCCUUAUGGCCAGCCCCACAUGGUUUACACGGAACAACCUAAGACCGUGUAUGUCUACGACGACCGCCGACGAAGGCACGACAACAGUGAUGCAGCGGAUUGUUUUCUUUGGGGACUUUGCGCUGCCUGUUUGUGUUGCUGUUUGCUUGACAGUUAA
Orbicella faveolata is the source of this 339-nucleotide messenger RNA. RefSeq lists its product as uncharacterized. NCBI's taxonomy places the organism in Eukaryota, Metazoa, Cnidaria, Anthozoa, Scleractinia, Merulinidae. The record is from RefSeq and is a predicted model, not a curated record.